Molecule: messenger RNA, 1237 nt
Organism: Paramuricea clavata
Lineage: Eukaryota; Metazoa; Cnidaria; Anthozoa; Malacalcyonacea; Plexauridae
Source: the annotation of a GenBank genome assembly
AUGGCGGCUCGACGGCCACGGAAAGAACUAACGUCGAAGAGAGUGCGAAACUCUUUAAGAGCAAAUAUAUUGCCACUGGUAAGUUUUGGUCGCUUUUCGUUAUUUACAAUUGCAAUAUUUUCCCCAUGUAAAUUACUUAGGUUCCAUCCUACAGUACAGCUAGUACGUACCAUUGCAAAUAACUAAAUCAUUAUGUAAACGUUAACUUAUUGGUAUACGCCAAUACCUUUACAGGUCAAGGGUGAUUUAAAGGCAAUCGGCUGCAGAGCGACAUGGCGUGUAAGAAGGGAAGACCGACAAAUGGCGCACAAUCUUAUUGCCAGCAAAAGGCUCGAGUUGGAGGAUGCGUUGACCAAAGUUAGUGGCGUCCAAUUUUUGAUAUCAAGCGUGACGGCCGUUGCAACAAAUGCAAAACGAGCAUCCGCCGGAGACGAAGAGUCGCUCGAGGACUUCUACCCUGCUGUUGCCUUCUUCAUUGUUUUCCGAGAAACCGAUUUGUGUACAGACACGAAAAUCUACACCUUACUGCACAACGAGGAGACCGACGCUACCGUCCAACCGAUCAUCACCAGGGCAAAUGGAAAUAGCAAUGUUAUGGAAACUGCCUCCCGACAAUUAUUCUCGGUCGUGAAAGAUCACAAUAGCCAGCCGAUUAUGGACAUGCUGAAGACUUCGAACGACUAUUGUUUGGCAAACUGCCAGCGAACUACGUCAGCGGAAGACAGCGAAGAGGACGCGCGUCCAUCGAUGUGUCGCGCACGUUAUCCAACAUGUCCGUGCCGUGUGGUCGUAGUGAAUUGUUCCGAAUUCGACGCUCCACUACAAGAGGCGACCAUGAAAUUGAGGGCAGACGGAAUGACGAUGGACAUGGAAUCAAGGCUCACUGCACAAAUAGAUGGCGCUGUCCUAUCUUCAACCACCGACGAGUUGUCUGCAACGAUCGCAAAGAUAGGGAAAUUGAUGAAGAUAUCCAUCCACGCCCUACACCGAGGCGAUGUCCAUGCUAAACCGACAGACGCAACCACCGCCUAUCUUAAAAUGAUGGACGUUGGCAGUUACAUUAACAAACUAUUGGUAAACGAAGUCCUCCGCGCAAAGAUCCUGAAACAUAUGACGACGCUGAUUAAAAUCUUAUCCCACCCUGCUUGCGAGAUAAUCAAGCAAAUCGAGUUCGACUUCAACUUGAUAGAAGUGUCCAAUGGUUAUUUCUUCAAAAUAUCAUCUCGAAGCUUCGUUC